Racocetra fulgida is the source of this 377-nucleotide messenger RNA. The record is from the annotation of a GenBank genome assembly. Lineage: Eukaryota; Fungi; Glomeromycota; Glomeromycetes; Diversisporales; Gigasporaceae.
UUGUUGCUCAAAUGUCUAACGUAGAAGUUGAGAUUGGAUAUCUUGAAACAGGUCGUUCAAAAUUAUCUCUAGACAAACAAAUAUGGGAUCACAAAAAACUCAACAGGCUUGGCAAAGAUUCUAUUGAUGUAACUAAGUUAUCAAAAUAUAAGAGAAAAUUUGAAAAAUUGGUGAUGAGAUACAUGUCAAUAUUUAUAAUCAACGUUGCCGGAGAUGUUGUGGAAACAGCAAUUGCAUAUACUGUGCAUAAAAUAUUGAAUAGUUCUGAGGAUUCUAUGGAGCUGGAAUCGGCUAUUUCAGAAUCCUCAGAAAUGUUAAUUACUGUUUCAUCACCAUCGUCACUAAAAAGAACGUCUGUUGUAUUAGAGGAAGACUAA